CUCCUUUAGGAGCUCAAGUAGCUUUCUAGCUCGAAAGGCAAUUGUCAACUUUAGUAUCUGACUGUCCUCCCGGAGGGCUUCAAGAUGAGCGAGACACGUUGGGACGUCGAGAUCCGUCCUGGCGAGAAGAUCUCGCUCAACGGCACCAUCGAGUCCGUGUACGCGCAGCUCCUGGAGCUCAACCCCAACUACGAGGCCGACAACGCGGAGCAGAUCUCAGCCCGGCUCGCCAAGCUGGAAGAGGAGACUGCCGCGGCUCAGGGGAAGCAGCUGGCCAAGCGGGAUCACACCGAGUGCUGGCGGCUGCGUCCCCAGAUCAGUGGGAGCGCUAUCGAGGGGGGGAUCCGGUACCUCUGGCGGGUUGGUGGCGACGCCUGGAUCCAAGGCGGCACGUGCUCGCGAGCCAGCUGCUCGUGGAACUUGGCCAUUGGAUGGUGCAGCUACCGAGCUGGAGGCGAAUGGUGGAUGUCCCCAGGCGGAUUUCCAUGGAUCGGCCAUGCCGCCAACGUUGUCGCGAAUGACCGCGGCAACCAACAAGGUAGCCUUACUGUUAACGGCCAACGUUACCAUGAUUCUCACGUUGCCGUAACGGUGGACCAGGGUUACUGCUAG
This is a messenger RNA of Gaeumannomyces tritici R3-111a-1, 612 nucleotides long. RefSeq lists its product as hypothetical. Lineage: Eukaryota; Fungi; Ascomycota; Sordariomycetes; Magnaporthales; Magnaporthaceae. The record is from RefSeq and is a predicted model, not a curated record. The transcript has 3 exons. Bases 85 to 612 code for a protein of 175 amino acids.